Molecule: messenger RNA, 1411 nt
Organism: Misgurnus anguillicaudatus (oriental weatherfish)
Lineage: Eukaryota; Metazoa; Chordata; Actinopteri; Cypriniformes; Cobitidae
Gene: slc25a40
Product: solute carrier family 25 member 40
Biological process (GO): mitochondrial transmembrane transport
Cellular component (GO): mitochondrion
Source: RefSeq, a predicted model, not a curated record
GGCGCACACUAGUGUAACAGCAUGAAACUCCAGGCUGAUCAUGUCAAUUUGUCAAAACCUUUGGAUUGCACUUUUGACACCGUAAGAUGUGCCGGUUUAGUCGGAUUUAAUAAUGCGAUAAUUCGGAAAGACAACGGCUGUAGCUGAUGAAACUCAAUGUAGUAAAGGGAGUCAGUGAUUAUGUGCAGCCAGACUCAACACUGACAUGUUUUGACAUGGUCUCUCAAAAAAGUUCUCCAACACCCCCAGAGGGUAUUACACCCUUCCAGCAGAUGGUGGCGUCCUGCUCCGGGGCAAUCAUUACAUCGCUGUUUGUCACACCUCUUGAUGUUGUGAAGAUCAGACUUCAAGCACAAAGGAAUCCUUUUCCCAAAGGAAGAUGUUUUGUGUACUGUAAUGGCUUGAUGGAUCACAUAUGCGUCUGCGAGAAUGGAAAUGGUAAAGCGUGGUACAGAGCACCUGGUCAUUUCAAUGGCACCCUGGAUGCCUUUAUUAAAAUAGUACGUAGGGAGGGAAUCAGAUCUCUAUGGAGUGGCCUUCCUCCAACACUAAUAAUGGCAGUGCCUGCAACUGUGAUCUAUUUCACGUGUUACGAUCAGCUGUUUGCUGCUUUCAAGGUCAGGAUGGGAGACAAAGCAGACAUGGCUCCGCUAUUAGCCGGUGCUAUUGCGAGAGUGGGCUCAGUCACGGUAAUAAGUCCCCUGGAGCUGAUCCGCACAAAGCUUCAGUCUGAGAAACUUUCGUACCGGCAGCUGAGCGAUGUGAUCCGGUCAGCGGUGCACAGCGAAGGCUGGCGAUCUCUGUGGAGAGGCUGGGGUCCCAUGCUGCUCCGAGACGUUCCCUUUUCAGCUAUGUACUGGUAUAACUAUGAGAAGGGGAAAUCCUGGCUGUGUGCUUACUACAGCUCAAACCCAACCUUUGCCAUUACAUUCACAGCUGGUGCGGUGUCUGGAUCGAUUGCUGCGAUCAUCACCUUGCCAUUUGACGUGGUAAAGACGAGACGACAGGUGGAACUUGGUGAAAUGGAGGCAAUGAAAUUGUCCACACAAGUCUCAUCCAGCACAUAUAACGUGAUGAAACGGAUAGUGGCAGAGAAUGGCAUAUCUGGACUGUUUGCAGGUUUUAUGCCCCGGCUGAUUAAAGUGGCACCUGCGUGUGCUAUAAUGAUCAGCACAUAUGAGUUUGGAAAAGCUUUGUUUCGCAAACAUAACCAGGAUAAAGAGAUCACGACCAGACUGCAGCCCAGUGCCUGAUCCAUCACGCACAUCUGAGAUGCAACAGCUCUGCAGAAAAUCACUCAUCUCUUUAUCAGAUAGCUUUGUUUGUUCACACAUUUUUCCCUUCAUGCGUGACUUUUAGCUGUCACCCAUCCAUUAGGUGAAGAAAGGAGGAACACGCUGUUUUUUUUUUU